AUGCCCGCCCUCUUGAGUCUACCGGUCGCGCUCGCGCUUCCGGAAUGUCCCGUCACCUAUCCUGCUCCCGCUUUCGAUCCCCAGGCUAGCACCAACGUCGCCGUCUAUUGGGGUCAAGGGUCGGACCAGAGCCGCCUGGUCGACAUCUGCCAAACUGGCGCCUACGACAUCAUCAACAUUGGGUUUAUCAACACGUUCCCUAAUGAGUACGGCAACCCGGGAGCCAACUUCGGCAACCAAUGCGGGUCGGAGCGUUACCCGAACUCAGAUCUCCCAAGCAACUGCCCUUGGAUCGGCCAGGAUAUCAAGACAUGUCAGGAUGUCUAUGGAAAGAAGAUUUUCCUGUCUAUUGGUGGUGCUUCGCCAAAUGACUACUACCUGAAGGACAGUGACUACGCCGUCGCCUUUGCCGAUUUCCUGUGGAAAGCGUUCGGUCCUUCGAAAAACGAUGGAACUCCGAGACCUUUCGGCGACGCCGUUGUCGACGGCUUCGACUUCGAUAUUGAAUCGCUGAUCACGCCCGCACCUGCCGACGCACCGAACUAUCAGUCCCAGUACUAUCCGGACAUGGUCAACCACUUCCACGAUGUUCUGUUCCUCGAAGACACGUCCAAGAACUACUACAUUUCUGGUGCUCCUCAAUGCUGGUUCCCGGAUCCCAACCUUUCCGAUGCGUUCGCAUCCUCAUGGUUCGACUUCAUCUUCGUUCAGCUCUACAACAAUCAGGGGUGCAACGCUCUCGCAUCGUACAUGGAUACAAACAUUGAUUUCCUGAGCUACACCCUCCCGGGGCUGGUGAGCACAUUUAGCCGCAAUCCUGAUGUGAGGGUUUUUGCUGGUUUGCCUGCUACCACUGAAGGCGCACCCUCCGAUCCUGGUGCCCACCUGUCACCAGAGCAGGUCUACACUUGGUUUGAAAGAGAUCUCAGUUGGAGCCCCAACUUCGGUGGUUUCAUGCUCUGGGAGGCCACCCUUGACCAGCAGAGCACCGAAAAUGGCUACAUUUACUCCGAGUAUAUGAAGGCAAUUCUCACUGGCUGCGGAGACGGCUGUGUGCCAAACUCGCAGUGCAGCUUCCUCCAAUACAAGCCUAACAAGCUCGAACUCCCCGUCUCGACGGAUGGCACGUGUGGUGCGUCUGGCCAAACUUGCGAGGGGUCCACAUUUGGAAAUUGCUGCAGCCAGUGGGGCAACUGCGGCACGACUGAUGAGUACUGUGGCGCGGCCUAUAACUGUGACAUCAGAUACGGCUUGUGCGGCGACGACGCAAACCUGGCACCGACGUGCACUUCUUCCACUGCGAUCACUCCUACGCCAACGCCUGUUGUCACUCCCGUCGAUACACCUGUUGCCACUCCUAUCGAUACGCCAGUUGUGAACACUCCUGUCGAUACGCCGAUUGUCAACACUCCUGUUCUGACUCCGCCGGCUGUUAACACUCCAAUCUCAACCCCGGCUAUCGACACUCCUAUUUUCACUCCGAUUAUCGGCACGCCUGUUCUCACUCCUCCUGUUGUGAAUACUCCUGUUUUCACGCCCCCGGUUGAUACACCCGUAUUCACUCCUUCUCUUAACACAUCGGUCAUUAACACUCCUGUCUUCACUCCUUCUGUCAACACUCCUGUCGGCACGCCUAUCUUCACUCCUCCUGUUGAUACACCGGUUGUGAACACUCCGCUUGUCACGCCAUCUCUCUACACUCCGCCCGUUCUUUCACCAAUUGGCAACCUGUCUAUCCACCUGUCGACUCCAAGUGCGUCGAGCCUUGUGGGAGCUUCCGGCACCCCCCUCCCCAGCUCCGCUCAAGUCUCUGGUCCCACUGGUUCUUCCCCCAAUGCAGUGUCUGGGAUCACGUCGGCGCCGACUCCCCCUGGUUCCCUUUCGGCUCCGGGAGAUGUGACUACCACUGUCAUCACCACGACAUAUGUCGACGUUUGCCCUACUGGCUUCACCACAAUCACGACAACCUACACGACAACCUACACGACAACGAUCUGCCCGACGCAGACGCCCUCUGCCAUCCCCGCCGGCUGGACCACUGUCGUGACCGUGUGUAGCAACUGCGGACCCCAACCGACCACUCUCACCUUGACCAGGCCUAUCUCCACCGCCGGUGGUUCCGCCCAGUCAUCUACACUGACGACAUCCACCGUCUACGCAACCCAGCUCGUCACCAUCACUGCAUGCCCGCCUUCGGUCACCAACUGCCCCGCCAACUCCAAGACCCACCUGUCUGUGGCCACCACCUUGGUCCCCGUCUCCACGACCGUGUAUCCUGUCGUUGUUAGCCCGUCAGCAACCAAGGCGGUCGACGGCCAGACCGGUCAGAGCUCCCAGGGUUCUCAAGGCUCUCAGAGCAGCCAGAGCAGCCAGGGCGAUAGCGGCAACGCCAACACCAACGGUGGCUUCUCGACCAGCACUGUCUACCAGACCCAGCUCGUCACCGUCACUCAGUGCCCGCCUUCCGUUACUAACUGCCCUGCCAGCGCGAAGACCGUUGCUGUGCUCACCACCGCGGUGCCGGCGUACUUGACCGUCGUCCCUGUCGCUACGACUACAACUCGGGUCGGCGGUAGCGGCAACUCUGUGCCCUCUGCUGGUGCCUCUGUCUCUGCCUCUAAACAGGUGUAUGCUGGUAGCAGCAGCAGCAUUGUCGUCGCGGUCCCCUCCGCCCAGUCCAGUGUCCAUGGCGGCUCAGGCUCCGGCUCCGGCUCCGGCUCUUCCUCUUCCUCCGUUUCUGUCGUUCAAAGCUCUAAUCCUUCCUCCUCUUCUGCGGUUGGUGGAUCUGUGGGCAGCAGCAACAACAACAAUGGCAGUGGAAACAGCAACAGCGGCAGCGGCAGUGGCGCCAACACCGCCAACACCAACGUCAAUGCCAACUCUCGCACGGCAGCGGCGACUGCAUUCACCUCCACGACGUCCCAGCUGGUGACCUUCUCCGUCAUUCCCGUGCCCGCCGCCUCGUAUUCGUCGGCCAGCAGCUACUACUACCCUCUCAUCCACUCUUCUUCUGCCCCUGCUGCUGCUGCCUCCUCGUCGGCGCACGCCGCCGCCGCGGGAGCAGCAUCAGCGCCGCAGAAUUACAACGGCACCGUCGUGCACCUGAACACUCCUUCUUCCUCCCUCCUUACUCCCUACAGCACGCCCACGUCAUCGAGCGCCACUCGCGGCAGCACCAGCAGCAGCAGCAGUGGUACCAAGACCGAUCAGGCGUCGGUGCCGGUGUAUACGGGUAGUGCGGCGAGCAUCGGCGUGCGCGGUGUGGUUGUUGGGGGCAUGGCGGCGGUUAUCGCUGCGGCGAUGAUGAUGUAG
Molecule: messenger RNA, 3312 nt
Organism: Lasiodiplodia theobromae
Lineage: Eukaryota; Fungi; Ascomycota; Dothideomycetes; Botryosphaeriales; Botryosphaeriaceae
Product: Endochitinase 2 precursor
Exons: 3
Coding region: 1-3312 (1103 amino acids)
Biological process (GO): carbohydrate metabolic process
Cellular component (GO): extracellular region
Molecular function (GO): chitin binding; chitinase activity
Source: RefSeq, a predicted model, not a curated record